Peronospora matthiolae is the source of this 222-nucleotide messenger RNA. The record is from the annotation of a GenBank genome assembly. Lineage: Eukaryota; Oomycota; Peronosporomycetes; Peronosporales; Peronosporaceae.
AUGAACAAGCGCAACGACGGUGAAAUCUUGGUGGCGGAUGGCAACACAAUGGCCAUCAAGGGUGUUGGAACUAUCUUUGAAAAGGUGGUUCUGCCCGACGGUGAAGAGCGUGAGAUCGAGAUCGAAAACGUGCUUUACGUACCAAGCAUGAGCAAGAAUCUGCUUUCGGUACCGCAGAUCAACAAGCACGGCAAGUUUCAAGUCGUGUUUGAUGAACUUUAG